Messenger RNA from Condylura cristata (star-nosed mole), 2187 nucleotides. RefSeq names its product G protein-coupled receptor, class C, group 5, member A (gene GPRC5A). Gene Ontology annotation, molecular function: protein kinase activator activity; G protein-coupled receptor activity. NCBI's taxonomy places the organism in Eukaryota, Metazoa, Chordata, Mammalia, Eulipotyphla, Talpidae. Gene Ontology annotation, cellular component: extracellular exosome; plasma membrane; intracellular membrane-bounded organelle. Gene Ontology annotation, biological process: G protein-coupled receptor signaling pathway. The transcript is spliced from 4 exons. Bases 135 to 1217 code for a protein of 360 amino acids. The record is from RefSeq and is a predicted model, not a curated record.
UUAUAACAGCACGGCGCCUCGAGGGCGGGAUCGCCACCCGUGGGUCCCCCAGCACCGAGGGGCUCCAGUGCUGCGUCUUAACGCGUGAAGCUGCCCAAGUUCACCCGCCAAAGCCAAGGCACAAAGGGACCACAAUGACUCCAACAGCUCCCACAAAAACUACAUUCCCGGGGUGCCGUGAGCAUCUGGACCCCAGAUACCACAGACUCUGUGAUAUGUCUGAAGUCUGGGGCAUCGUCCUAGAAGCAGUGGCUGCCCUGGGGGCUGUGACCACAGUGGGCUUCCUGCUGGCUCUGGUGAUCCUCAUUUGCAAGGUGCAAGACUCUAACAAAAGGAAGUUGCUCCCCACCCAGUUUCUCUUCCUCCUGGGAGUGCUGGGGGUCUUCGGCCUCACCUUUGCCUUCAUCAUCCAGCUGGACCAGAGCACGGGGCCCACACGCUUCUUCCUCUUCGGUGUCCUGUUUGCCCUUUGCUUCUCCUGCCUGCUGGCUCAUACUUUCAACUUGACCAAGCUGGUGCGUGGAAGGAAGCCCCUGUCCAUGCUGGUGAUGCUGGCUCUGGCCGUGGGCUUCAGCCUGGUCCAGGACAUCAUUGCUGUGGAGUACAUGGUCCUCAUCAUGAACAGGACCCACACUGAAGUCUUCCAGCAGCUUCCCGUCCUCCGGCGCCAUGAGGACUUUGUCCUGCUGCUGACCUAUGUCAUCUUCCUGAUGGCCCUGACCUUCCUCGCCUCCUCCUUUACCUUCUGUGGGUCUUUCACUGGCUGGAAGAAGCAUGGCAUACACAUCUUCCUUACCACGCUCCUGUCCAUGGCCAUCUGGGCAGCAUGGAUCACGCUGCUGUGGGUCCCUGCCAUCGGGGACAGAUGGGAAGACACCAUCCUUGCCUCCACCUUGGUGGCCAAUGGCUGGGUCUUCCUACUGGCCUAUGUGAUUCCCCAGUUCCAGCUGCUCACGAAACAGCGGAAUCCCACAGACUACCCUGUUGAUGACGCCUUCUGCAAACCUCAGCUCAUGAAGCAGAGCUAUGGAGUGGAGAACAGAGCCUACUCGCAGGAGGAAGUCACCCACGGACUUGAGGAUCUGGGUGACACCCUGUAUGCCCCUUACUCGACCCAUUUUCAGCUGCAGAAUCGGACCUCCCAGAAGAAUUUCUCCAUCCCACGGGCCCAGGCCAGCCCUUACAAUAACUAUGAGGGAAGAAAAGAGGGCAGUUAAUUCUGUUCUGAAGAGUGGGGCGAACACAAGAAGUCAGCAGAACCAGUGGGGAGCUCAAGGGAUGUGGGUGAAGUCUAGAGUCUUCUCAGGAAACCCCACAGACCGUUCCUGGGAGAGCUGGCCCCCCCGCCGGCUGGGCCUUCAUCCUUCUGCUCUGGACUUGACAUUGGCUGGUGGGCGCUGCUUCUCAGCAGUGGAGUUUCUUCUUUUAUCCUAAUCUAAGAUCCUUCUUUUAAAAGGGGCCUCAGGGGAGCCUGUUAGCUUUCCUGUCCUCCUACCUGUGACCAAAACCCAGGUGUCCCACCUGGGGGCCCCUCACUCAGGCUUUCAGGAGGUCAAUCGUUCAGCCAGCAAUGCUGACGCACGGCUGGGUUUUCACGGUUCACUGGGCCCACAGCAGAACUGCAGAUCUGGGCCCAAACAGCUCAGGCCUGUCCCUCAGCCCAUCCCGCCCGAGAAUACACUGGAAGCCAGGUUCCCGGCACCCUUCUCUCUCUCUCGUUGGUGGGAGGCUGAAGGCGCCCCCACUGGCUCGUCUCUGAGGAGUUGCUGAACACGGGGCCUCUUCGGGGCCCUGGCAGCUCCUCCAGGUCACCCCUCCAUGCCCUCUUCCUGCACUGGCUGCCCUCUCAGACCUCAUCUCCCCUCCAUGCCUUACCAGGAGUUCUUCGGGACCUCACGGGCCUGGACAGCCCUUUUCUCUUUGCCAGGAGAAUCCAGGCACUGCCCUUGCUACAUGUCCUCACCCAGAGUCCUCUGUCUCCCCUUGCCCUCUGUGAAGAGGCGGACACGCUGUCCACCUCCUGCCUUCUGUCCGUGGACUUGUGUAUCACGGGUUGGGGAGGGGGUUGGGGGGGACAUUGUAUGAUAAGUUAUUCACUGCUUCUCCCUGGAGAUGCAAUAAAGAUGUGGUGGCGAAUCGCUCACGGUGGCCACAGGGCACGAGGCCGGGCAUCGGGCGCGAGGGUGG